Lethenteron reissneri (Far Eastern brook lamprey) is the source of this 3765-nucleotide messenger RNA. RefSeq lists its product as uncharacterized. Lineage: Eukaryota; Metazoa; Chordata; Hyperoartia; Petromyzontiformes; Petromyzontidae. The record is from RefSeq and is a predicted model, not a curated record.
GUGUGUGCGUCUGCUCGAGGGACGUGCCGCAAAUAGUCUGGGUCUGGCUUUUGUCGAGGUCCGUUUCCUUUGCAGCGGCUCCGUGACAGCAAGCGGCUUUGGCUGCCUCCCUGGACGACAGCAGCACCCAUCGCCACCGCUCUCACCCACACCAUGACCCAGAGCACGGGGCUCAGGGUAGUAGUGACCCUCACGUGUUUCUCGUGCCUCCUGACGGCUCUGCUGCACACAGGUGUCGUCUGCGCGGCCAACGCCACCACCACGACCACGACCGGGCGAACCCCAGGUGCCGAAAACUCCACGGCGGGCGGAGAAAAAUCCACGGCGGGCGGAGCAGACGAGACGGUGGCAGCGGUGGCAACGGCAGGGCCGCAGAGUCCGAGCGACGGGGCGAAGCCAAGCGGCGGUGGCGGCAGCGGCUCCAGCGAUAGCGCGACGCCGGAGAGCGCGUCUACUCCGCCAGCGCCGCCCGCCGCGGAGAAGCGGAGCAGAGUGGCCGUCUCUCUCUCCUUCGUCAUCGAGAACCGCAACUUCACGGCAGAGCUCGACAACCCGAUGUCCGAUGCCUUUCGGUCGCUGGAGAGAAUCGUGACGUUCCAGCUGGACCAAGUUUUCAAAAAUUCGACGUUGAAAGAUUCGUACAUCACCAGCGUGGUGCGCCGGUUCUGGCGCGGCUCCGUGGGGGUGACGUCCGACCUGCUGUUCGACACUCUGCUCGGGGCCCCCCACCCGGACUCCGUGUCGGCCGUGUUCCUGCGCGGCACCCACGGGGGCACGCGGCUCGGCGAGCUCAGAGUGAGCGGCCCCAUCGUGCCCGGAGUCACGAACGAGUUCCCCUCCUGGUCCAUCGCCCUCCUGGCCCUAACCAGCACCAUCCUCCUGCUCAACGUCAUCAUCCUGCUGGCGUGUGCGGUGUGGUGCUGCCGUAGAGGCUGUGCGGCCCCGUACGGCGACGGCGGCACGGAGCUGUACUACACCGGCGAGACGGCGUCCUCCUACCCGCUGUACGACACGCACGGCACGCUCAACCAGUCCAAGGCCGUGCUCAGCCCCUACGUCGAGAAUUCGGGAAUGACAUUCACCAACAAAGGAAUGGAAUCGCCGAUGUGAUUCUGGAUCCGGGAUGCCUGCUGAUUCCGCUGGUAAAUUCGGGCGUUCGGCUCCCGUUCCCUUCGUCACAGCUCCCGCCAGCAGGAGGCUCACAAGCCUCACCACAUGCGUCGCAGAAAUCCUCAACGCCGCAGCCAUCUCCGUUAACAUGAAGCACAAAUUAAAGCCCGGUUACCAAGCGAAUGUGACCAGCAGCGCUGCGAGGCAAAACAUAAAAAAAUCGACAUAGGCAACGCUUAGGGCCCCGGAUUCAUAAAUUUUUUGAUAUGGGUGCUUGAAAUAUAUCGGCUCAAAUUCAAACCUUAACAUAACACGCCAAUUUCUAUAAAGUCAAUUAAGAUCUCAUCUUUAAACUUGCCUGUAUCUAUGGUCUUUCAUCUCGACAUUUUUUCAUGUCUACAUCUCUUCCAUCAUCUCGCUAGAAGUUUUAAAAUGGAAAGGCGAGGGGGCUUUUAAUUUUUUUUUACUUUUGCUUAAGAGUUCCCCCAAUGAACAGCCCCACCAAUGAAUGAUGUAACAGAUGCAUUUACACCACAUUCUUCCAACGUUGUCUAUUCUGCUGAAGCAAUAACAGCAAGGCAUCCCUCGUAUAACGUGCGAAUCUGCAGUUUUGCGGUUAAUCUUUUAGGGGCACAUAUACUGGAGAGAAGAGAAAAAAAACCCAAAAUUGUAAAACUACGGUUUUCUAAUUAAUUUUUUUUUUUCAAUUAUAACAAAAAUAAAUCCCGAUGGCAUCACGGCGCCCACCACAGAUGGAGCUGAGUAGAAGCAGCCGCCCACUCAAGCGUUCAAGAAGCCCUGAAAAGACUCCUUAUUAACUAAUCAUUGCAAGUAGUAAUCUUUUUCAUCUCAUCAUUUGUUAUUAAACUCCUUUUUAAAGUAUUUUUUGUAACGGUGAUAUAAUUUAGCAUUACAUUUAUACGUAUUUUGUAAAUCCAGGGCAAGAAUAAUUAAAUAAAAUACUUAAAUUUUCUUUGGUAACGCCCCCCCCCCCCCCCAUCAGUCUAUGGGAAACAAACUUCAAAACAGCAUGAUUCGACUUGCACGCUGUUGAUCAGGAACACAUGCCACGCGUUAUGUAACAAUACGCCUUUAAUAUUAAACAUACUAUGCCCGUAUUGUUUUGCUCUCUUAAAAUGCAGCAGUAUGAAUAUAGUGGUAUACCAAAUUUUUAUAUGGUGUCUGUGUAGAGUCAUUGGUGACCAGGCUGAGUGUAUCAGCUUGUAUCAUCGCACUUACGAGCCUGGUUUACAUCACGAAAGACCAAAAAAUAACCCAGACCUGAACCCAGCAUCUCAGCAGUGCUGGCUGAGUGCUGGCCGACACGGUCAUUACGAACACCACGAACCAGCCAGCCACCAUGAGAAAUGUUAAUCUUGAAAACUAAACACGUACCGCGCUCUCGGGGAGGGGGCGGUGAUGGCAACUAAGCUGCAGCUCGUUUUCCGCUCGUUGCAAAGGUUUGCAGUUGAAGACCAGCGGGCCUCCCUGAUUAAUUGCUGCAAGUGGGCGGUGUACAAACAAUAGACGCACGGCCUCGCGGUGGACGUUCAUAAUGUCGUGACGCUAUUGGGCAAAAGAGCAGGCCACGUGGUGCUGUCGUCGCGGUCCAAAUUACAUUUCGAACCUCAUCACAAAUUUCUUAAUUGCAUAAGUAAUGUCACCUCCCCCGCCCACCCCCCCCCCUAUUGUGAAACUACUACAGACUGUCAUCAUUUGUGAAGAGCCAUGGCGUCUUUGUGAUAGCCGUGGCGUCAUAAGAAUGGCACGAAUACCAAAUCAUUUGAUUUUAUUUGACGUUAAAUUAAACAAUUUUUUUUUCCAUUAACGCGAAAUAAAUAGAACUUCACCAGCGUCGAGUUCAAAACGGAGGUGCCACUUCGUCGCGCGUGUCCACUCUUCCGAGCGCCCCUCUUCUCCGUGACGUUGGAGCGCCCGCCCGGUAGCUCGCACGCCUCGAGGAGUUGCCAACGGCGUGGCUGAACAUCGUCUUCAACCUGAGCGAGGUCGAGCGGCUGGGUCGUGGUGUGUGACGGGGUAGAGCGGUGGGGGUUACUCUGUGGCCAACCUCCCAAGGUUCUCCCCACCAUCAUGGCAAAGAUUUCUAGAGGGGGUCUCUCUUGAGGGGGCCCUUCUGCCGGUAGUGGGGUGAGCAAAGCAAUUGCAGGGGGCUGCGCUUUUCGCAAUUUUCUUCGAAAGGCCUUUUGGAUUAACACAAUGCACGCGUUGCUUUUUGGGGGGCUAGGACAUUUUUUUUCCAACAUAAUAAAAAAACACCACAUUUAUAAUUGUAUACAUAUUAAAAAAACUAAUAACCAGAUAACAAUUUAAAAAAAUAUCUAGUAUCUGUGAUAUUACAAUGGAUGAGAUAUAGUUAACGUUUUAAUAUGCAGUUUACAUUAUAAAAUAUUUUUUAAAGAGACUUCUGUUUUUUGCAUUUUAACCGCUGGAAUUGAAUGAAAACGUAGCAGUUCGUUGCUUUUGCAGGUUCACACGCGAACCUGAACAUAAUGAACUUGUACUUUCCGUUUCGAUUUUCAACUUGGCCAUUGUAGAGCAGCUGAAAUGCUACAACCUUUCGCCCCCCCCCCCCCCCCCCCCCCACAAUUUGCAAUAAAAUGUAGUCGUCGUAGUAAAUUAGUUUGGCUUGCAAAG